AUGACCAAUAGAAUAUCAAUCCUUCUUCAAGAAUUUAACAUCAUCGAAAUUCAACACAUACGAGGAAAGCAGAAUUGUUUGGCUGGUAAUUUAUCAAGAAACCCAAUCAAACAACGGCACAUUGAUUUAUUGGAUUCAGAAUAUGGUAUUGACACGAAACAAUGGUCAGAAAACCAAAAGACGCCACAGUUUCAAGAUAAUUUCUCAAUUCCAAGCAGUAAUUCAAGUCAUUCAUUAAAAGGUAAACAUGAUUUUAGAGUUCCAUCCAAGAACUACAAUCGACAGUGUGAUCAACCAUCGGAAACUAUGAAUAAACCAAUAGUAUCAAUCAACAGCUCUACAUCAGAAUCACAACAUGCAAUUGUUCCAGUUGUGACUCGUUCGUCAAUACGAAAACAACAGCAGCUCACAACUGUCAAUGAAGAUGAUUCUUCUUCAGUUUCAGAAGAAUCAGACGAUCCACCACCAACAAUUCCAUUUGUAUGCAACAAAUUUGAUAUUAAGCAAUUACAAGAAGAACAACUGAAAGAUCCAGUUAUUCAUAAGCAAUUCCAAGAAAUCGUAAAAGAUCCACACAACAAAUAUUAUAUUAUUCGUGGUGGCUUUUUGUUCAAGUUGUUACCAAGACGUCUUAAACAAAAAAAGCGACAAUUAAUUUAUCUUCCAUCUUCAGUGAUUGAAACUUUGCUUCAAGCUUGUCAUGCUGAUCUAAUUGGUGGCGGACACUUCUCCACUCAAGGAGAAAUAUUGGUGGCCUGA
Molecule: messenger RNA, 759 nt
Organism: Didymodactylos carnosus
Lineage: Eukaryota; Metazoa; Rotifera; Eurotatoria; Philodinida; Philodinidae
Source: the annotation of a GenBank genome assembly